AUGCACUCCAAGAUCGUGGGAGUCCUUCUCGGCUCAGCAGCCUUAGCCAACGCCGUCAACUUGUUCGUCGCAGACUACAGCGGCAAAGUCACUACGCUGAAACUCACCGAGAAAUCGAAUGGCCAUGAUCUCAGCGUUGCUUCAAUUGCGCCCGAAUGCCAGCCCACUCCAUCUUGGUUGACACUGGACAAAGCAAACAAUGCGCUUUACUGUCUCGACCGCGGCCCUUGGCAACAACCUGGAUCUCUGAACUCUUUCAAGAUCGGAACAGAUGGUGCUUUGAAGCAUGUUUCGCGCGUCAAGGCGCCUUCAGAAGGUGUGGCUGGUGAAAUUAUCACUGGAAACAAGGGAAAGCGUGGAUAUUUCGGUGCAUCAUACAUUCCUGGCGUCGCUGCAGCCUAUGAGCUUGGUAAUGACGGCGCUAUUUCAGGAAGUCAACCACUCCAGCAGAUUUCCACCAAAAUCGACAAAAUCGGUCCCAUCGCUGAUCGACAAGAAGCCAGCCAUUUACACCAUGUCAUUAUCGACCCAACAGGAAAAUACGUCCUUACUCCUGAUCUCGGCGGAGAUGUGGUUCGCGUCUGGUCGUUUGACAAGGACAAGAUUGCUCCCAUUGCGGAAGUAGGCUCUCUCAAGGCGCCCGCUGGAGCUGGCCCGCGCCAUGGAUUCUUUAAGGUUAUGAAGAGCGGCGAGACGUUUUUUAUUUUUAAUGGAGAACUUGAUCAGAAGGUUUAUUCUUAUCGCGUCAAGUAUACUCGUACUGGCCUUUCGUUUACGAAGGUUUUUGAGAUUACUUCUUUGAAUGAGAAGUUUCCUCCUAACACGGCUCCUAUCAGCGAGAUCGCCAUGAGCCCUGACGGAAGAUUCGUCGUGGUUUCAAACCGCGAAAAGUCCUUCGCCACAUCCAUCGAAGCGCGCUCCGGCCCUUCAGAUACACUGACCACGUUCCUCAUCAACGAGGACGGCACUUUGAAGCCCGUGCAGGCAGCUCCUUCGGGUGGUUACCUUCCUCGCCAGUUCUCUUUCAACAAAGCCGGUGAUAAAAUUGCCGUUGGGCACCAGGUUAACCAGACUGUUGUUAUUUGGAAGCGGGAUGUUCAGAGUGGAAAGAUUGUUACUGAGGCGGAGGGUGGAAAGUUGGGGCAGGUUCAGCUUACCGGACAGGUGGUUGCUACUAUUUGGGAUGAGUAG
This is a messenger RNA of Fusarium coffeatum, 1191 nucleotides long. RefSeq lists its product as uncharacterized. Lineage: Eukaryota; Fungi; Ascomycota; Sordariomycetes; Hypocreales; Nectriaceae. Gene Ontology annotation, molecular function: 6-phosphogluconolactonase activity; protein binding. The record is from RefSeq and is a predicted model, not a curated record. The transcript has 3 exons. Bases 1 to 1191 code for a protein of 396 amino acids.